AUGCCCACCGAAGAAAAGCUCAUCCGGAUCACUGCCCUCCUGUUUCGCAAGGAGGGGACCACCCCCGAGGAAUUCUACCAUCACUGGUAUGAAGUUCAUGGACCCAAGAUGUUGGAUCUCUCUCUCCGUUAUGGGGUAGUAGAGUACCGUCAGUACCAUACCACGCCGGAGGCAAAAGCAACAUUAGACGUUGUAGCGAAGGCCUUUGGAAAAGACUGUCUUCCGUGCGAUGGAAUGGCAGAAACUCUAGUCAGAGACCUGGGAACUUAUCUCCGGAUGCAAGCAGAUUCAGAGUAUUUAGAGAAGAUAGUUCCGGAUGAGGCUGCGUUUAUGGAUAAAUCGAAGCUAGAAUUCACAAUUGGCUAUGAAUAUGCGGUUAUAGAGAACGGGAAGGCAGUGGUGAAGGUUGCGAAAGAUUGA
Molecule: messenger RNA, 420 nt
Organism: Talaromyces marneffei
Lineage: Eukaryota; Fungi; Ascomycota; Eurotiomycetes; Eurotiales; Trichocomaceae
Exons: 2
Coding region: 1-420 (139 amino acids)
Molecular function (GO): oxidoreductase activity
Source: RefSeq, a predicted model, not a curated record